AUGGCUCUCGCGGCUGAUCUAAGUACCCUUGCUGAUGCAUUAAUCACUUCAGUUGCUAAGAUAUCACCGGAUCAGAAGGGGUCUGCGCGUGUUCAGAAUCUUAAGCGUCGUGUACAAGGGGGUCUCAGAACUGGUUCUCAUACGCGCACCGACCAGUUUGCAGUCGCCAAGCAACUCGAGGGACUACAGGAAAAGUUUCAAAUCUUGAAUAGAGAUGAACUUGCUGAAGCCCUUCAAAUCCGCCUUGCGGAGCUGGAGAGCAAUCGGAACUCCUGGGUCCCAGAAAUUCUGAGUCUCUUACUACAACUCUCAGAUCGCCCCGCUGAUUUGUCAACGGUGAAACGUCCAGAGGAAGGGGCCAAGGCACCAGUACAAAAAGAGUCUCUUUCUUGGUCGGACCUUGAUGCAGAAGGGACGGCAUUUAGUGACGAAGAAAUUUGGGAACAGGUAGACUUUGCUGGGGACUCAUCAGAUGACGACUUUUCAUCGGUUGCCAGUGAUCUAUCUCUUCCUAAGCACAGGCCUCAGUCCGCCACAACGGUGGACGAAGGGUACGCUAUUCCAGAUGACGUUUUUGUUCAGACAGAGGAUGAGGAUCUUGUUGCUUCUCUAGCAAAAGCUCAGUUUUGGAGAGCGGAAAAUCACCCUUCGUUGCCCCAAGGAGACGCAGCCGCCUCGCGACUUAUCACAGAAUCUCAAUUUGCUAGAGAGACUAUCUUUAUGCUUCAAGGUCUCCCAACGUCCAUUUAUGUAUGUUUGGACGACGAUUUCGGAGUGGAUCAAAGAUACAUGCUCGGGCAUUCAUCCAGGGAAUCCCUGGAAUCGCUUUUGCGGUGUUUUAGCGAGAUAGGCGCCAAACUAAGCACUAUACGGUGUUUCACCAAGCUCUCGCAGACGAUACCAUAUAUGCAAACAUUUUGCCGGGGCUUAGAAGAGCGUCUUCUUGAAUUUGAUAGAGUCUUAUCUCAAGUUCAGUGCAAAUACCUUUCCGCUGGGUCGACUAUCAGUCUUAUCCAACUUCUUGUUGACGUUCGUCAACACUCUCACGAGCUGGUAUUGCUCGCAGAAAUGAUCACCAAGCUAGGCCAAAAUUCGGCUGAUCAGCCAAUGCGCUGCCUUGAUUUAUUAUACGACUUAAUAUGCAUGUUGGAGGCCAUUGGUGACGAAAGUUCGUCUCAACAUCUGGCAGAGCUAUUCUUUAUGUGUUUCAAAACAUAUUCAAGCUCAAUUCGACUCUGGAUGGAGACAGGUCAGGUCGAUGCUUCGGACAACACUUUUUUCGUGCGAACCAAUGGUGAUCACAGUGAUCUACGAACUCUCUGGCAUGACUGGUUUGUGUUUGAUACGGGCAACAGGCAGCAGAAGAUUCCUCAGUUCCUCGAGGCUAGUGUGCAGAAAGUUUUCACGGCGGGGAAGAGCAUGGUAUUUCUGCACCAUCUAAAUUCGCCACCAGACAUUGAAGUCAUGAGAUUCGAAGACCUAUAUUCCAAGGACUCUUCGCUUCCUUUCCCUGCAUUAGUAGAGUCUACUUUCGAAAAACUCGUGGAUGUGGAUCAUUCACUCAGUGCUAGCUUAUUACGAACGGAACUCGACCAACAAUGCGGAUUAUGGACCUCCCUUGACGCUCUUCAGCAUGUCUAUCUCGCCAAAGAUAUGAGCGCCGUCAGUAUGGUUGAUGCCAAAAUCUUUGAACUGAUCGAUCGUGGUCGUUCCUGGGAUGACAGGUUCCUGCUCACUGAGAUAUCAAGGACGGCUUUCAGUUCAGUGUCCGUCAUCGACACCUCAAGACUCUCUAUGCGGCCAGCCAGUACUCCAUCUCAGGCUUCUCAGAAUAAUCAUCGAACUGUGGGGAUUCUAGAAGCAAUUUCAAUUGAUUAUGGUCUCCCAUGGCCUAUUGCGAAUAUAAUCGCCGAGGAUGCAAUACACUCUUAUCAACGGAUCUCAACCUUCCUGAUGCAAAUUAGGCGCGCUAAAUAUGCAAUUGUGAAACAGCGUAUACGCGACGCCCGGAUUAUCACACCUGACGACAAUGACAAAUUGGUGCAUGCUCUACACCAUAACAUGCUAUGGGUUCUCGAUUUCAUCUACGGCCAUCUGACCUACCUUGUCAUUUCCACGGCAACUCAGUCUCUGCACAAAGAUUUAUCUGGCGCACAGGAUGUUGACGCCAUGAUAGCCGCGCACCAAUCCUACAUGUCCUCUUUGGAAGCCCAGUGCCUCCUCUCUAGAGAUCUAUCACAUAUCCAUGAUGCGAUCAUCAAUUUCCUAGAUUUGUGUGUUCAUUACGCAGAUCUGCAAGCCGUGCACUUGCUUGGCGAUGAAGACCAACACCUAGAGAAUCUAAAGGCGCCGCGCACAAAUCGAGGCUCAAAAGAUGAGUUCGACUCCGAUGACGAUGAUGAUGACUACGAUGAUAUGACCCACGAACAUACACUCACAGUCUCAUUCCGUGACUCGACCUACAGCCAGCAAAUGAGAAUGGUUAAUAGCCACUUCAGUCAUCUGACAUCCUUCAUCACGGAUGGGUUGAAAACGCUAGCUAAUGCAGAUGGACUUGAAAGUUGGCAUAUUCUUGCCGACAGACUUGAAUGGAGGCGCAAUUGGCGUAGGCUGUGA
Penicillium griseofulvum is the source of this 2616-nucleotide messenger RNA. RefSeq lists its product as uncharacterized. Gene Ontology annotation, molecular function: gamma-tubulin binding; microtubule minus-end binding. Gene Ontology annotation, cellular component: equatorial microtubule organizing center; spindle pole; gamma-tubulin complex. Gene Ontology annotation, biological process: cytoplasmic microtubule organization; microtubule nucleation; meiotic cell cycle. Lineage: Eukaryota; Fungi; Ascomycota; Eurotiomycetes; Eurotiales; Aspergillaceae. The transcript has 2 exons. The record is from RefSeq and is a predicted model, not a curated record. The coding region runs from base 1 to 2616 and encodes 871 amino acids.